GCUCGAGGCACGACUUGGUGAGCGCCGCCACACUCUCACAGGUGGACACACAGAGAGAGAAAGACGCGAUGAACGCUCCCAAGAAAGUGUGUGUCGUCGGCUCCGGGAACUGGGGAUCUGCAGUUGCCAAGAUUAUUGGAGACAAUGCAGCUCACAAUCCAAAAUUUGACAGUACUGUCAAAAUGUGGGUGUAUGAAGAAAAUAUUAAUGGGCGGAAGCUAACAGAGAUCAUUAAUACGGAGCACGAAAACGUCAAGUACCUGCCUGGGCACAAGCUGCCAACCAACGUGCUGGCAGUUCCAGACCUAGUGGAGGCUGCGGGUGAGGCCGAUGUGUUGGUGUUUGUGGUUCCACAUCAGUUCAUUGGAAAUGUGUGCGACACCAUCGAAGGCAAGGUGAAGAAAGACGCUCUGGGAUUGUCCCUCAUUAAGGGUGUGGACGCGGGUUCUGAUGGACUCCGAUUGAUUUCUGACAUCAUCCGAGAGAAGCUGGGUAUUGAUGUGGCGGUGCUGAUGGGAGCCAAUAUUGCCAAUGAGGUGGCAGAUGGGAAAUUCUGUGAAUCCACCAUUGGCUGUAAGAACAAGGAGCGCGCGCUUCUGCUGAAGGAACUCAUGGAAAACCCAAACUUCCGCAUUACUGUGGUGGAGGAGUCUGAUGUUGUGGAGAUGUGUGGAGCGCUGAAGAAUGUGGUGGCAGUGGGUGCAGGCUUCUGUGAUGGUUUGGGAUAUGGAGACAACACCAAAGCAGCAGUGAUCCGCCUUGGACUGAUGGAGAUGGUUGCUUUUGCCUGCACCUUCUGCACAUCUGGACCCGUUUCGUCAGCCACCUUUCUGGAGAGCUGUGGGGUGGCAGAUCUCAUCACCACCUGCUAUGGUGGUCGGAACCAGAGAGUUGCCAAGGCCUUUGUCACAACUGGAAAGUCCAUUGAGGAGUUGGAAAAAGAAAUGUUGAAUGGACAGAAGCUACAGGGACCAGCCACAGCUGCUGAAGUCUAUUACGUCCUCCAGCGCAAGGAGCUGUUGAACAAGUUCCCCUUGUUUACAACCAUCUAUCAGAUCUGCUACCAAGGACAUCCAGUCAGGGAGUUCAUCAGCUGCUUGCAGAACCACCCAGAGCACAAGUGAAGGAGAAAUGGAGCAGCAAGCAUGGAAUGGAAACAGGGUAGAAGAAAGCUGAGUAACGGAGGCUGCGCUGUCUGAACGAAAACUCAACACGUUUCCAUUAAGUUUAUACCCAGUUUGGCUGCCUUGUUACAAGUCUAACACUGUCAGCUCUGACAUUUUUUACUCUAACUCUUUUCAGCUAGUAGCAGUCACUGGACAGAAAAACUUAAUUAUUCAAAGAAUGUCAGUUCUUUUCACCUUUCUGAAAAAAGGGCAAAAACACUUACGGAUUAAGUGUUAAAAUGAAAGUGCCUUAUGUUAAGUUCCUAACCUAUGCAGAGCUGGCAUUUUGACAGUUGCAUUAAUUUGCUUUAAAGGAAAAGAAAAGGAAAAAAAAAAAAAAAAGCCUGAAGUCUGUCAUUGGCAUGGGAGGCAUUAAUGUAGUAUAUUUAUUUUGAAAUGAGUAGCUAAUUA
Scleropages formosus (Asian bonytongue) is the source of this 1577-nucleotide messenger RNA. RefSeq names its product glycerol-3-phosphate dehydrogenase [NAD(+)], cytoplasmic-like. Bases 69 to 1124 code for a protein of 351 amino acids. NCBI's taxonomy places the organism in Eukaryota, Metazoa, Chordata, Actinopteri, Osteoglossiformes, Osteoglossidae. Gene Ontology annotation, cellular component: cytosol. Gene Ontology annotation, molecular function: glycerol-3-phosphate dehydrogenase [NAD(P)+] activity; NAD binding; protein homodimerization activity. Gene Ontology annotation, biological process: carbohydrate metabolic process; glycerol-3-phosphate catabolic process. The transcript has 8 exons. The record is from RefSeq and is a predicted model, not a curated record.